GAACUCAGAUUCCAACGAUUCAUAUUACAGGUUUUUUCCAAUGUCAAGUGAAUGCAUCAAAUGCUGUAUGAUAAUCAAGGUUCAGGGUAAUAAAAAAAUAUUAGAAUCUUGGACUGAUAAUCAAUAGUUAACAAUUUCAAUGAAUCUCCAACAUUUUGGCACUGUCGUCACAUUUGUGUUUUCCUUCUGUUCUAAUAAUCCUAAGUGCUGGUGUGGGUGCUAAAAAACUUUGAGAAGUUUGUAAAUGGUACAUUGAGUCAACAAAGUUUAUGCGAACUAUUCGACGUUCCACCAAAGAAAAUAUAAUAGCCAUGUUAUUCAGUAACUGUGAAUUCAAUUAAGUUAUUGAAUGAAAUGGCAUCAUAAAAUUCAGUUUCUUGUCACUGAUCGCCGAUAAUAAUUAAAACCAAUUCAGCCCUUGCAGGAUUGUAUUUAAAGCAAGUUCUAGGACUGGAGUGGAAUCAUUCCAAGAAGUGCUUGCCUGUGAAAUCUCUGCUACGGUACGCUGAUAACAGUACGAAUGAAGAACACGACAAGUAUAGGCAUCAUGCUGUUUUAUGCGGUGGGUCUGGCUGCUGGAUGUUUAAUCACAAACUGCCCAAGAGGAGGGAAGCGGGGUCUACAUUCUUACAUGAAGAAACUCGCUGAAGAGAAAAUGGCAUUGGCUCAAGUACCACUCCAGUGUGCCCGAUGCGGCCCAGAAGGAGAAGGCUACUGCAUGGGUCCAUCCAUCUGCUGCGGUCCUCAGCUCGGCUGUCUGCUCGCUUCGCCCGCCACAUUCAACCAGUGCGCUGGAUCAGUGCUGCCACCACAAUCGCCAAACUCACCGGCGCCGACUUGUUACAUGCCUGACGGUUACGGCGUUUGCUCAACAGAUGGCGUAUGUUGUAAUUCUGAAUCAUGUCGAAUUGAUCCGACUUGUGAAGUGGACCCUGAUCACAAUGUAUGCAAUGUAUGGACGGAGCCGAAGAAUAUGGCACUGUAGAAACCAUCAAUCGGAUAAGAACCAACGGAACCGUGAAUAAACGCAGCAAUUUCUAAAAUAUG
Nilaparvata lugens (brown planthopper) is the source of this 1047-nucleotide messenger RNA. Its product is annotated as neurophysin 1. Lineage: Eukaryota; Metazoa; Arthropoda; Insecta; Hemiptera; Delphacidae. The coding region runs from base 521 to 985 and encodes 154 amino acids. The transcript has 4 exons. Gene Ontology annotation, cellular component: secretory granule; extracellular region. Gene Ontology annotation, molecular function: neurohypophyseal hormone activity. The record is from RefSeq and is a predicted model, not a curated record.